CAUUAAUGCCUCGAAAUGCCAGUGAAUAUUUGACUUUCGUAUCGAACGGGAAUAGGCAGGCGGUAAUACAGCAACGCGGUAAAAAACCGGGAGCAGCCACUUGAAGGUUUUUGGUUUCUUUGUUUUUGUGUCUUUCUGGAAGGAAGAGUUUUUGUUGUUACGGAUGUAUGUAUAUUUGUGGUGGUGAUGAUGACGAUGAUGGUGUGAAGAAGGUGUUGUUUAAACAAAAAAAGGAAAAGAAAAUAAAUGAAGUUUCUCUAAAUAGUUUUGUGGCUACAUAAAACAAUUCUUGGUUAAUAUAAACACAAGUAAUAUAAACAUAAACAAAAAGAAAUCGAAACCCAUAGAAGCAAAAUAUUCAAUUAACAUCAGAUGAAGUUGAAAUUGUGACUAGAUCAUUUGUAAGAACUGGACACAGCGGCGGCGGCGACAUCGGUUUAAUGCACUACAGCCAAGCAAUCAAUUGUGCCAUCCAGCCAGCCCAUUAUUUUAUUUUUGUAAAAAACACGACGCCAAUCAGACGUUGGCAUGGAUAAAAUCGCUUUAAAAACUUGGCUAGUAUUCAUCCAUUGUCUGGCACUGAUAUUGACCGGGGCACAUGCCAAUUUACAACAGCAGAGCAGCAGCAGUGGAAGCGAUAAUGAUAUUGUUAAUGGCGGUAGUGUUGGUGGUGCAGCUACCACAUUUAGUGGCUCACCUGAGGAUGGUGAUGAUGGCGACAAUGUGGUAUUGAUAAAUAAGUGCUGUGAAAAGUUCGAAAUACGCAUUGACUCCGUAUGCAGUCAAGUCAACGAAAGUGAAUACUUCCAGCCCAUGUUUACCAGUUAUGGCGGUGAACACAAUAUGCCGGUAAAAUUUAAAUUCGUCAUUGGUUUGCCAGCUUGUGGUUCAAUGCAAACUUGGCCUAUAUAUCAUUAUCAGGGUAGCCCUGAUAAAUUGGUGCUCUUGGAAGAUGGUAAAUUACGGCAUUACACCAAUACAAAAGAAGAAGAGGAGAGUGUCGAUUAUGCCGAACAAUUUGCUGACCAGGUGUCGACGCCAUUAUUUUAUGAUUAUGGACGGAAUCAAUAUUGCAUAGAUAGGGCAAUUUCUACAUCCGGUGAUCACAGACAAGUUUUGUUUGCCAACAUUUGCCUGGCCAAGAAGGAGUUGAAAUGGUCUGAUACAAAUUUUCUAAUGCACAAAGUAUUGAAUCCCAUAUUUCAUGUCAUAUCGUUGAUCAUAUUAUUGAUAAUUGCAAUCGUAUAUUUUAUAUUACCCACCUUAAGAGAUCUCGUUGGCAACAUAGUGACGACCAUUGCCGUCUGUCUAAUGGUCAGUCAGGUGGCAGACCUGGUGCGCAUUUUCACGGAAUUUACAAAUCAUGUCAGUUUCAUUGUGGCUGAUAUUAUAUUGUAUUUCAGUAUCUUGGCUGCCUUCUUUUGGUUAAAUAGUUUCGGUUAUUAUAUUUGGAAAACAUUUCGAUCACGUAAUGUCUUCCUGAGAGUAACGGAUGCCCGUAAAUAUUGUUAUUACUCAGUGUAUGCGUGGGGUACAACGGCAUUUAUGGCUGCCAUGGCGGUAUUUGCCCAUUUCUUUUUGGAUGCCGAUACCUAUAAGAAACAGAAUACAAUAGCCGAUCAAGAGACAAUGGGUUGGCUGGGUAUAGCUAUAUUUUUUGCACCCAUUGCCUGUACCAUACUCAUUGACAUUUUCUUCUAUGUGACAACAUUGAAGUUGAUAAAUCGCCGCAAUGUUUAUGGGAGAAUACAGCAUAAACUUAAGGCCAAUUUCAUAAUGUUUGCCUUUAUGCUGCUGAUUAUGAGUGCCGAAUGGCUAUUCCUUUGCCUGUCAUGGCUUAAAUUCGAAGGACUUUUAUACACACAAAUCAUAGUCAAUGCCUUGCAAGCCCCAUUGCUAUUAUAUGUCUGUGUGCUGAGACAAAAACAUGUUACAUUUCUUCUAAAGAAAUCAUGUUGUUAUAACGAACCUCCAUCCACCAAUGACUGGGGUGAUGAAAUGCGUUACAUGAAUUGUAAUGAUUAUUGAAAAACGAAAACUGAAAAAUAAUCCAUUCCCCGGAAACGUGUACGUUUCUGACAGUGAACUGAUAUUUAAUAUUGUAUUUAUAUGAAAUAUAAUAAUAAUUUUAAAUUUAUAGAUAGUAUUAAACCUCGUAGUCAAUAAGUUAACAAUAAUGCUCAGAGUACAAGCAAAUUCUAUAUAUAUAUUCCAAUAAUAUAUAUGUACUUGGUGCAGUGUAAAUUUUGGUGAAUAGAAAACGAAUAAUCUUUACUAUAUGACUGUUAAUUAAUUAUUUUUUGUUUUUCACCAGCGUAAAUUAUUUUUUCCUUGAGAUAAACUCCUCGAUAACUCACCUAAUUUUAGGCAUUUAAUUUUUUUACAAUAAUCAAACUCUAUGUACAUUGAAUGUAUAUUGAUUAAAUAUUUAUAUAUAUUAAAAAAAAAAAACAAGUCAAAAUAAAGUGUACUUAAUUUUUAAA
Molecule: messenger RNA, 2483 nt
Organism: Musca domestica (house fly)
Lineage: Eukaryota; Metazoa; Arthropoda; Insecta; Diptera; Muscidae
Gene: mthl5
Product: probable G-protein coupled receptor Mth-like 5
Exons: 7
Coding region: 529-2028 (499 amino acids)
Biological process (GO): cell surface receptor signaling pathway; G protein-coupled receptor signaling pathway
Cellular component (GO): membrane
Molecular function (GO): G protein-coupled receptor activity
Source: RefSeq, a predicted model, not a curated record